AUGUUCUCCACCUUUUCCGCCAAUCUCAACUCCACUGAUCGCCCCUCGGAGCAGCCCGCUGCCACACCCCGUGCCAAGCGUAGUCAGGUCGGGCGAGCCUGCGACUGGUGUCGGCUGAAUCGCAUCAAGUGUGACGAUAAACAGCCAUGUCAAAAUUGCCGGAAUCAUGGCAGACACUGCAGCAAUACCAAACAAUUUGAAGCUCAUUCACUUCCGGCCGCGAAUCGGGAAAUUCAACGAUUGCGAAAUCGGCUCAAGGACGUCCAGGAACAAUUGGAUCAAGUAACGGACGAAUCGAGAAGGCACACGACAGACGGCAAAUCUCCCUCCGCGCAAUCUCCCAAACCCCUUAUCUCCAACUCCUCUGGUACCGCCACCCCUGCCGAACUCCCCGAGUCACAUCGCAAGACAUGGGAUGGCUACCACAAUCCAGAGUCUCGGACCGGUCGCGUCAUCCACUAUGGACCUCAAUCCUCGCCGUAUCUGGUGAUACGCCUCAACCGGUACAUGUCGGAAUCAUCUAACCAGCUACACCUUAAAUCUCCCCUUCCGGUCCGCAUCUCGCAGAUAAAUCGUCACUCUUCCACAGUUUCGCAGGAACAACUGUCGGGUGAUAUAGAGCGACCGAGUCUUCGUCUCGGGCUGGAAGAGGUCGAGGACCUGUCUCGGGAGCAAGAAGAGCAUUUCUUGGUUCUCCUGUGGCAGGCGUAUCACUUCAUGUAUCCAAUUGUGGUAGAGCAAGAAUUCCGAGAGUAUUAUGAUUCUCUUUGGACUGCAACCAACGGCCAAGCGCCGCGCCGGCCAUCUGCCCUCGUGGACAGCUUGUUGGCCGUCUGCAUGCAUUAUGGCAGCAGCUUUAUGGUUGACGACGAUGAUAUGGAGACCGGCGAGACUGAUUCGCAGGCUAGUCACUUCACUCUUGCCGCGCACAAGUUCUACCGCCGGAGUCAGCGAGCGCUGAUGGAGACAUUGGAGUAUCCUUCAGUCAUUUCACUGCAGAGCCAUAUCUACUGCAUAAUCUACAUGUACAACAUCGCACAUCUGGACACCGCCCAUGCGCUACUUGGGAUGGCUAUCAGAAUGGCUCAGAUGCUGCGCCUGCAUAUUCGGCCUGUAGGUUCUGUGCCACAGGGAACGCAAGAGUUGCAUUCUCGGAUUUGGUGGACUUUAUACCAGCUGGACAGCCAAAUUUCGAUGGCUCUCGGCCGCCCGCCGUUGAUCAACCCCAAUGAGGUUGGCUGUGCAAUGCCCACAGACACCGGAGACGCGGUCCAACCAUCGGCCACAGUUUUAGUGUCACCGCCCGAAGAAGAUGUCAGCUGGCUGACAUUCCAUGUUGAAUAUAUCCGUUUGACGGCUGCAGCUCGCGCCGCACACGCUGCAUUUGGUGCGCACUGUGCUGAGGUGUUGCAGACAAAGGAUAUCCAAGAUAUUCAUGAGGACCCACUAACCUUGGAGCUGAUCGCAAGAUCUAUGAACAGCAUGGCCCGUCCAAUGUACGACUGGGUACAGACUGUGCCUCGGUCUCUCAAAAUUGAACGUAAAGGGUCCGGUGAAUCAUUCUCAACAGACCGCACACCACUGAAUCUGAACGCUCCCAGCCCACUCUGGCUGCAGCGUCAGCGACUUCUGUUGGAACUCAUCUACCAUCAUAUGCAAAUCACUAAUUUCCGCCCUUUUCUUCGCUUUCCUCCUCGCGGCGCGUCCCUCACGCCACUCACCGAUGGCCACGGCAUUACUUCUCUCAAUCACGCAGUCAUGGUAACAAAUAUCCUAAGCCAAGCUCUGUCAGAGACAGAUCUACUGCGUGGCUGGGCACCAGCCUUCCAGUACCAAUGGGAUGCCGCCAUCUGCAUGCUAUCAUUUAUACUAGCAAACCGAGUCUGUCCCCCUACACCAGGUGCGAAGAAAGUCAUGCCAACGGCUUUUCGAAAUCUGGACACACUUGCCCAGUCUUUGACAACUUCGGUCACAAACACUAUCCAGCUUGCCUGGGAGCAGUUCCGAUCCAGUUCAACCCCGCGGGGGUGGUCCCAGCUCACUCCUCCAAGCCAGAGUGCAUCAGAUACAGAGAUGCCACCUCCAUCAUCAAUUCCAUCUUCUACUGGUAUCAGCACUAACCUGCCCAUUAUCGCACAGGGGCUAGCUGGUUCUGCUCCACAGCAGACUGAUCCAUUUUCUGGUUUGCUCACCCCUAAUAAGGACAUGAUCAUGGUAAAUGAUUUUUUCAAUCCUACCCAUAUCACCCCACCGUUGGAGCUAAUAGACUCAUCUUUCAAUAUUAACAUGGACCUAUCGAUGGGCAACGGUGCCCAAUGGAUGUCAAAUGGCAUGCCAUUAGACUCCUGGGAGCAAUAUGGAUCUCAAUAA
Penicillium longicatenatum is the source of this 2370-nucleotide messenger RNA. RefSeq lists its product as uncharacterized. Bases 1 to 2370 code for a protein of 789 amino acids. NCBI's taxonomy places the organism in Eukaryota, Fungi, Ascomycota, Eurotiomycetes, Eurotiales, Aspergillaceae. Gene Ontology annotation, molecular function: DNA-binding transcription factor activity, RNA polymerase II-specific; zinc ion binding; RNA polymerase II cis-regulatory region sequence-specific DNA binding. The transcript is spliced from 2 exons. The record is from RefSeq and is a predicted model, not a curated record. Gene Ontology annotation, biological process: positive regulation of transcription from RNA polymerase II promoter by galactose; DNA-templated transcription. Gene Ontology annotation, cellular component: nucleus.